Molecule: messenger RNA, 1453 nt
Organism: Spinacia oleracea (spinach)
Lineage: Eukaryota; Viridiplantae; Streptophyta; Magnoliopsida; Caryophyllales; Amaranthaceae
Product: SPX domain-containing protein 3
Exons: 3
Coding region: 400-1215 (271 amino acids)
Biological process (GO): cellular response to phosphate starvation
Source: RefSeq, a predicted model, not a curated record
CAAAAAUCCUCUUUUCACUUAGUCACAUGGCAUGCCAAUUGACUAGCUAAGUCAUUUCCAUGCUUUCUCGUUGAAUAUUGACCCACUUUGGCAAGAGUUUAGACAUGUUAAAACAAUGUCAUUUCUAAUAAUUAUGGGGUAAUUAACGGAAUAUGCCGUCAAAUUCCUAUUUUCUAACGGCGCUUUUUACUGUCUUAUUUUUUUUUUUUUGGUUAUUUAUGUUACUCUUAUUGUCACUUAAUUACUCCGUACUACAAUAAGGAUAUGCUGUUUAAUAUUCUUUCAUUUAUUACUAAUUCCACCCUUUUUCUUCGUUAUAAAGCUCACUAUUUUCCCAUUUCCAAUACUAGUGAUCUAUCAACAUUCAAGGAAAUUAAUUAAUUUUCAUAGAAAUUAAAAAUGAAGUUUGGGAAGCGUUUGAAACAACAAAUUCAAGAGACAUUGCCGGAAUGGAGGGACAAUUUUUUGUCAUACAAGGAGUUGAAGAAGCUUGUACGGCUCAUCUCCACCACGCCAAUGCUACCGCCACCGCCACCGCCACCGCCACCGCCCCAAGAUUUGUUACCGGAGUAUGGCAAGCACGAGUCUGAAUUUGUCUUCCUCUUAAAUAACCAGAUUGAUAAAUUCAACACUUUUUUCAUGGAGAAGGAAGAAGAUUUUAUUAUUAGGCAUAAGGAAAUACAACAGAGGAUUCAGAGAGUUCAAAAGACAUGGGGGCCAAAUGGAAGUCAUCCUUCAGAAAUAUGUUACAAAGAAGAAAUAAGUAUGAUUAGAAAAGACAUUGUCAAUUUCCAUGGUGAAAUGGUGCUUCUUAUCAACUACAGCAACAUCAACUACACUGGGUUAGCGAAGAUCCUAAAGAAGUACGACAAAAGAACAGGCAGUUUGUUACGAUUGCCAUUCAUACAAAAGGUCCUUGAACAACCAUUCUUUACGACAGAUCUCAUAUCGAAACUAAUUAAGGAAUUGGAGGCUACAAUAGACGCGAUGUUUCCUUCUGGAGUCGAUCAUGAAGAACAACAUGAUACUACUAUGACUAUGAGAAAGAGAGCAACAAAUUGCGAAAUGAUUGUUUUGGGUGAAGGCAUUUUUAGAAAUACAGUAGCAGCAUUAUUAACAAUGCAAGAGAUUAGGAGAGGAAGUUCUACUUAUAAUCAUUUCUCUUUGCCUCCUCUUAAUUUGCCUGACGUUGAACUUGUACAACCCAUCCUUUAAUUAUUAACCUUAGCUUCUUCCAAAUACCAAUUCUCUAAUAAAUUAUUAUAUAUACCACUUCAUUUGUGUUGAUCAUGUAUUAUCAUGGUUCAUUAUGUGAUCAAAAUGUUUGUAGAACCUUAACUAGGGUAAGUAGAUUGUGACAGGAGAAAUGGAUGAAAAGAAAUGGAGGAGAUACUAAUACUGCAUUGAUGGCAAUUUCACCUUUCUAGAAUGGUAUUAUUUGAUGAAAUUUUUA